CUCAUUUCAUUUGUGUUUUCUCUGCAUCUUGAGAAUUUUCGAAUAUCAGAACUAGACACCUCUUGCUAUCUAGGGAACUCAUGGUGUCUUCAUUUUCUCCUUAGCUCAGUGCACAUAACUACUCCCCUUUCAAGGUAGAUGAGCAUUAAAGAAGGGAUUUUUCUAUGUGGGAAGAUGCAUGGAAGGAAAGGAGCAUUAAAGCUUCCUUCAUUUACUUUUGCUUCUUGCACAGUGAAACCUGCAAAUAAGUGAUUCCUCAAUUCUUUCAUCAUAGAGAUUGGAACCAUAAACUGAAGCUUAUUGGAGAAAACUCCAACAUAAAUAUGAAACUUUUCCCUCAAAGAUCUCUAAGGUCUGAUUUGGUGAGGGGGAAUUAGCAUUGGAACUGGAAUUGGAGAGAUCAAUUCUAAUUCUAUUGUUUGUGUAAGCAUUUAAAGUCAUUUGGAAUUCCACCUUAAUUAGGUCUGAAUUUGAAUUCCAUAUGUUUCUCAAACAAACACCCCCUUCAAAACACAUCUGCGAGACCUGCGUGUUGAGUUCUCUUCUUCCUCAAAGUGAUCCCCUUUCAGAAGCUAUGCGAACUCUCUUCCUCUUCCGGAAGCUAGACAAACUCCAACCUGCGAGACUGAGCACACAAACGAUAUAAGGGUUAAAGUUUAAAUAUUGCUAAAAGGAUGAGCUAACCUUGGAGAAGGAUGCAUCACCAUUCAUUGUCUUCGAGUGCAAGAAGGACAAAAGAAGUUUAUGAUCCUUUGAAACUGGAGAAACACAAAUUUUCUUCCUCCAACAACGCUCAUUCCAAGAAUAAUUCAGGUAAUAAAGCUCCAAAAUGUUCAGAAACUAAACAAAAACAACAGGCAGAAAGAAAAUCAUUUGAUCAAGAGGAGCUUGUCAAGUAUAUGUCACGCCUGCCAAACUACUUGGAGAAAGGACAAAACCUUCCGGAGAAGGCUUUAAAUGUUGGAGUCCUUGAUUGGCGUCAUUUGCAGAAAUGGCAGUACAAUCAAAAGUCGAUGCCUAGUAGCAGCAACUCCUCAAUUUUACCCACAGAAAAAAUAGCCAUGCACUCGAGUAGAGGUCACAGUUGGUCCCCUGCUCGCCAAAGAUUUCCUCCAUGUACGUUACAAUCCCAAUUGAUUCUAUCAAAAAAUGAAUUUCGUCCCCAUUCUGCCAAAGGCUUGACAGAAAAUACCAGCAAGUGGCAAGAACAUGAUCAAUCGGGUAAAAUAUUGAAGGGACAACUUAAAGAGCUCAAAUACAUAGAAAAAAUUCAGAAGGAUGAAGAUUGCAAGGCUUCUAUUGAUUCUGCAGCAGCUCUGGCCUCUACUGAUCCAAGUUCAAAGGAACCAAAUAGAAUGAGCUUUUCAAAGUCUUCUGCUAAGGAUGUCAUAAAUCAUUCAAAUGUUCAUUUAUUCCUUCCUCGUGAAGAGCAUGGUAUUGAACAUCAACAAAUUCAAAAUUGUAACUCUGUGGAGAAAACGAGUAUCAAAUUUCCAUCUAUAUCACGUUCAAUAUCACCCAGCCCAUCCAGAUGCAGGAACUCAGACCCAAAGAAGCCAACUGCACUGCCUAUAAACUCAAAUGUGCUCAAAUAUGAAGAGUCCACUCCUAGAAGGAAUUUGUCAGAGAAAACUAAGUUAAGAAGCCCUUCACCUACUCGUCGUCUCAUCAUGGGCAUGGCUAAGAUUGGAAGAAUUUCAUUCUCAAAAGAUGGUCCAGAUGAUACUGCUCGAAGCAAAAUUGUGGACUCUAUGGAUACUGCUCGAACUAAACAACCUAAUGGCACUUCCAGAUCUCAGUCCAGCCCUUUGAGAAGGUUACUUGACCCGUGGCUGAGGCCAAAGCCAUCAGACUCAGAUUCAAUGUCAAUUGAUCGGCCCUCCAAAUCAUCCCAUGGGAGGAUAGAGUCGUCUUUUCCUGAACAUUCAAAAUUUAGGACAAGUAAUGUUAGUGGACUAAAUCACAAUGAACAGCAAGUAUCAGCUCUUCUGCAAAUCUCUAUUAAAAAUGGACUACCUCUCUUUACAUUUGCAAUUGAGAACAGCAAUGAUAUUUUAGCAGCAACAAGGAGAAAGAUGAAUGCUUCAAUGAAGGAUGAAAAUAGCUACAGAUGGAUCUACACCUUUUUUAAUGUUCAGGAAGUGAGGAAAAAGACGGGUUGGAUUAAAGGUAAAGGUGGUUAUAUUCCAAACCCAAUUGCCCAAAUGAUAGUUUCUGAUACCCAUUUUUCCAUGUCAACAACAAGAGAGUUUGUUUUAUUCUCCACGGGUGUUAACAACCAGUCUGAUGAUCUCCAAGCAAAAGAAGAACUUGCUUCAAUUGUUAUUAAGUUCCAGAGAAAUACAGGUAUAAAUAAUACUGAUAAUGCUCAUUUGGCUGGAACUAGAACUGGAAGUGGGUUCCUCUUUAAUACGACUCAUGUUGUAUUACCUGGUGGUGUCCAUGGCAUCCCCAGUGGAGGAGAGCCUUCACCAUUAAUCGAAAGAUGGAGAUCGGGUGGGAGAUGUGACUGUGGAGGUUGGGACAUGGGUUGCAAAAUUAGGGUUCUUGCUAACCAGAUACAACAACAACAACCAAGUAAGAUUUCCAAUGCAUCGAGAACUGGCCCACAUGCUGAUCGGUUUGAACUAUUUUCUCAGGGAGAGCAACAAGACGAUAAGUCUGUCCUCAGUUUAUCCCCGUUCAGAGAUGGGAUCUUCUCGGUGGAAUUCAGUUCACCUCUUACAUGCAUACAAGCAUUCUCCAUAUGUAUAGCAGUUGUAAAUAGUAUAAAACUAAAUGAGCUUCAAAAUUCGACGUCAAGGUUGUUUGAAGCAAAAUGUUGUGAUGAAAUCCCAUCAAACAGAAAUAUUGGAAUAAGGUCCUCAAACCGAACCCAAAGAGAGUUAGCUCCAAGUUAUGCAUCAUAUCCUCCACCUCUUUCGCCAUUUGGGAGGGCAUAGUUUGGACAAUGAAUUUCAGGUAAUUAUGUUUGGGACCUUUUAAUGUAAGCUUUUUUUCUAGUUAAUGGGAGUAUUUCAUUCACUUAUGUAGCAUCUAUGAUCCAUUUAAAGUCUAUGCAUCAACCUCACACGGACUAAUGAUUUUCUAAGACAAUAAGGAUUAAGAUUGGUAAUCUCAUGAAGUUUAAGAUUCUUCCUGGUUUUUGUAAUUGAUAUGCUACAAACCCAAAUAUGAUGCAAUAUUUGUGAGUGUAUAUACAUAUAUAUUAUAUAUUGAAGACUCUUUUGUUUGAUGUUA
This is a messenger RNA of Impatiens glandulifera, 3240 nucleotides long. RefSeq lists its product as uncharacterized. The coding region runs from base 696 to 2942 and encodes 748 amino acids. Lineage: Eukaryota; Viridiplantae; Streptophyta; Magnoliopsida; Ericales; Balsaminaceae. The transcript has 4 exons. The record is from RefSeq and is a predicted model, not a curated record.